AUUUGGACCCGCGUUCAACUCUCAAACAAAAGCUUGCGAUUUGACAUCCGCCAACCUUCAACUACUCAACACCUCUUCUUCUCGGCAGACUGCGAGACAGGCCGUGUAGACGAUGGCUUCCUCAACCAUGCCUGUCCUCCGCCGGGCGCUACUCUAUGUGCCCGCCUCGUCUCCCAAGUUCCUCGCCAAGUCGCUCACCCUCACCAGCGACAACGUGACGUACGACCUCGAGGACUCGGUAACCCCAUCCAUGAAGGCCAAGGCGCGCACUGCCCUGCAAACCCACCUCCGCUCCCUGUCCUCCAAGCAGGCCACCUCCAUCGGCGAGAUCGCCGUGCGCAUCAACGCCGUCUCGACCCCGCACGCCAUUGCCGACAUCCGGGCCGUCGCCUCGCUUCCCAACCUCGACGCCAUCGUCGUCCCCAAAGUCAGCGGCGCCGCCGACCUAGCCCUGGUAGAGGACGUCAUCCGCCAGACGGCACCGCAGCGCGCCGGUACCACCACCACCACCACCGACAACCCCGACCCCGACCACAACAGCGACAGCAGCAACAACAGCAACAACAGCAACACCAAGAACCGGCCCAUCGCCGUCCUAGCCCUCAUCGAGUCGGCCAAGGCGGUCGUGGACCUCCGCGAGAUCUGCACGGCGACGCCCAACCUCCGCGGCCUCAUCUUUGCGGCCGAGGACUUCGCGCUCGACCUGUCGCUGCGCCGGACGCCGCACAUGCACGAGAUGGCGUACGCGCGCAGCGCCAUCGUCACGGCGGCGCGGGCGUUCGGCCUCGAGAGCGCCAUCGACGCCGUCUGCACCUCCCUCCGGGGGCCCGGAGCUCAGGAGCAGCUGGCGUUCGAGUGCGAGAACGGGCGGGGGUUCGGGUUCACUGGGAAACAGUGUAUCCAUCCCGAUCAAGUACCAUACGUUCAGCGCAUGUUCUCGCCCGACGCGGAACAAGUUGAAUGGGCAGCCCGCGUCGUCAUUGCUGACGAGAAGGCUUCGGCAGCCGGUAAAGGAGCCUUCUCGCUCGGCGGAAAGAUGAUUGAUGCUCCCGUGGUCGGAAAAGCCCGAGCAACACUCGCCGAGGCAAAACAGUGCGGCAUUGAUGUCGACGCGCUGAGGGACAAGUUCAAGGAUGAAUCCCCCGAGUAGUCCGAACAUUUCAGGGGCUGCGCAUUGUCAAGAUUGAGUCAUCC
Molecule: messenger RNA, 1194 nt
Organism: Thermothelomyces thermophilus ATCC 42464
Lineage: Eukaryota; Fungi; Ascomycota; Sordariomycetes; Sordariales; Chaetomiaceae
Exons: 3
Coding region: 113-1150 (345 amino acids)
Biological process (GO): oxaloacetate metabolic process
Molecular function (GO): catalytic activity; magnesium ion binding
Source: RefSeq, a predicted model, not a curated record